AUGCUGACAAAACCCGGCAUUCUAGUCGGCAAGGCAUGCGAGGACGUCCGGAUCCAUCACCCCUCGGCGACGGCAUUCCUGGCAUGCGGAUACCCUGAGACUCGCAAGGUCUUCUACCCGCCCAUUAACCGCUUCGACACGUCCUCGGCCGACACGUACCAUGAGUACUUCCUCAAGUAUGAUAUCAAGACAGACACGGCCUCCAAGCUCAAGCUCGAGGGCAUCGAUUCGUCAUACGAUCUGAUCCUCCAUGGGAUUGACAUGUUUGAGGUGAAGGAGGAACCUGACAGGAUCUACCUCUUCGCCGUCAACCACGGCCGCAAAGGCGAAUCAAUCGUCCUGUUCUACCACAUUUUUGGGUCAGACGUCUUGACCUUUGUCCGCGACUUCAGCCACCCGCUGAUCAAGACGCCCAACGCCGUAGCGGCGACGAGUCUCAGCUCCUUUUUCAUCACAAACGACCAUUACUUCUACGGGGGUGGCCCUCUCGCGACGCUCCUCCGCAGCCACGAAGACCACUGGGGUCCCUUCAAGUGGGCUUCCAGCGUGGUUCACUGUUCCGUGGGGAACCAGACCCCGAGUUCGAUUGCCGGGGACCUGGACUGCAAGAUCGUAUCCCCACCGAAUGGCCACCCCAGCGCCAACGGAGCGUUGUUGGUAGACGGCGGCAAGACGCUCUUGAUCAAUGAUGUCGUGGAAGCCACGACGACGGUGUACGACGUGGAUCCCGAGACCAAGAUGUUGAGUGUGAGGAAGAAGGUGCGACUCGGCGCCUCGGCCGACAAUCUUUCGGAAAUACCCGGCACCGGAGACAUCGCUGUCGCAGUCUUCCCCGACGUCGCGGCGUUGAGAAAACGCCUGUUCCACCCUGACGAUAUCCUCGAUUCGUCCACCAAAGCCGAGGCCGCGGUGCUUCGACUCGUCAAGGCCAAAGACUACGAGCCAGAGUUGCUGUACUGGGACGACGGGAGCUUGAUCACCGUGUUGACGGCCGCGGCGAUCGAUCCGAAGCACGGCAAAAUGAUCGCCGGAGGGGUGGUCGAGAGGCAUUUCAUCGUUUGCGAUAUUGACGUCUGA
Molecule: messenger RNA, 1077 nt
Organism: Cladophialophora yegresii CBS 114405
Lineage: Eukaryota; Fungi; Ascomycota; Eurotiomycetes; Chaetothyriales; Herpotrichiellaceae
Exons: 7
Coding region: 1-1077 (358 amino acids)
Source: RefSeq, a predicted model, not a curated record